Molecule: messenger RNA, 985 nt
Organism: Hevea brasiliensis (rubber tree)
Lineage: Eukaryota; Viridiplantae; Streptophyta; Magnoliopsida; Malpighiales; Euphorbiaceae
Product: protein cornichon homolog 4
Exons: 5
Coding region: 201-611 (136 amino acids)
Biological process (GO): vesicle-mediated transport
Source: RefSeq, a predicted model, not a curated record
AAACAAGGCAUGCCCUUCAAGGUUCAACAAAUUUCAACGACUCGUCGUUGAGUAAAUGAUAGUCGUUUGAUCUCUUUUUGGCUUUUCAAAGCUGGUAGUCGCCGGGUUGGGCAAAGUGAAAACCAGAGAGAUCGUCAUUCAGUAGAGAAAGAGAGACAGAGAGAAGGAGAGGGAAGGAAGCAAAUGGGGAGCCUAUAUACAUGGCUGCUGAAUUUAUUUCUCCUUAUAUCUGUCAUUGGCCUCAUAGCAUUCCAGAUUUGAUUUGGUUUCAGCUCAUGUGCUUGACGGAUCUGGAGUUUGAUUAUAUGAACCCUUAUGAUUCAGCAUCUCGGAUAAACAUGGUUAUUUUGCCCGAGUAUUUUGUUCAAGCACUGCUAUGCCUUACCUUUCUAAUCACUGGACACUGGUUUUUCUUUCUCUUGUCCCUCCCCUACCUAUACUACAAUAUCACAUUGUACUUGCAGAGACGGCACUUAGUUGAUGUUACUGAGAUCUAUAACCAGCUGAAUCGGGAAAAGCAGCGGAGGCUUUUUAAGCUUGGCUUUCUUGUGAUUCUUUUGGUCCUUUGUAUAUUCUGGUUUCUUUGGACAAUUGGAGAAGCAUUUGAAUAAUCAGGCGUUUAGUGCUCUUGCCAAGUUUCCCUGCUGUGACAUGUUUUUUUGGUGGGGAACCAUACAAACUGUUGGGGAUUACACUCAGGGCUUCUGUAAAUUUAGCAUGAAUUUCACUUUAAUUUUAUUUUAAUUGAGUUAUUUAGCUUCCAUCAAAUUGUAUUAUAGUUUAUCCAGUUCUAAUGACUGGUCAUCUGCAAUGAUGACAAAUUAGAAACCUAGCUGAGGAGGAAGGUAGCUUUUUGUCUGGCAUAAUUAUUCAGAUUCUUCAUUUUUAUAUCAGAUAAGAUGAUCCAUCAGAUGUGCUUAGCAGUUGUUAUCUCAUGUUACUGCUCUGUUUUAAUAGAUUGAGAAGAUAGUUUUUCAUGUGUGAA